AUGGCUAGAGGAGGUUCUGCAGGGGCACAAAUUGCCAGCAGCACCAGAGCCCCUCCCCUGGUGAUACGCCGGCCCUCUGUAGGCUCGUUGUCACAGAGGAAGAGGCAACAGUACGCCAAGAGCAAGAAGCAGGGCGGCUCCACCAACAGCAGCCGCCCAGGGCCCUGUUCUGCCUCACCUCAACAACCCCAUCGCAGAGCCUGCAUCAGCCUGGUGGAGUGGGAACCCUUUGAUAUCUUUAUACUGCUCUCUAUUUUUGCCAAUUGUGUGGCCUUAGCUGUUUACAUCCCCUUCCCUGAGGACGACUCCAACUCCACCAACCACGACCUGGAAACAGUAGAAUAUGCCUUCCUGAUCAUCUUUACGAUAGAGACCUUUCUGAAGAUCAUAGCGUAUGGUUUAGUCAUGCAUCAGAACUCCUACGUAAGGAACGGCUGGAACAUGCUAGAUUUUGUCAUUGUUAUAGUAGGGUUGUUCAGUGUAGUUCUGGAGGUGAUAACCAAAGAGGGUGAUGCGGGGGCUCAGGGGGGUAAACCAGGAGGCUUUGACGUCAAGGCCCUCCGAGCAUUCCGUGUGCUCCGCCCCCUCCGUCUUGUCUCAGGAGUACCCAGUUUACAGGUAGUGUUGAACGCCAUCAUUAAAGCCAUGGUUCCUCUGCUCCACAUCGCUCUGCUAGUCCUCUUCGUCAUCAUCAUCUAUGCCAUCAUCGGCUUGGAACUCUUCAUCGGCAAGAUGCACGCCACCUGCUACCUGGCGGGCACCGGCAUUCUGGCAGAGGAGGAGCCUGUUCCGUGUGCAAUGUCAGGCCAUGGGCGCCAGUGCAUGAUGAAUGGGACUGUGUGUAGAGAGGGAUGGCAUGGCCCCAACGGUGGCAUCACCAACUUUGACAACUUCCUGUUUGCCAUGCUUACUGUUUUCCAGUGUAUCACCAUGGAGGGCUGGACUGAUGUUCUCUACUGGAUGAAUGAUGCCAUGGGCUUUGAGCUACCCUGGGUCUACUUCGUCAGUCUGGUCAUCUUCGGCUCCUUCUUCGUUCUCAACCUGGUUCUGGGAGUGUUGAGCGGAGAGUUUUCCAAGGAGAGAGAGAAGGCCAAGGCUCGUGGAGACUUCCAGAAGCUGAGAGAGAAGCAGCAGCUGGAGGAGGAUCUGAAGGGCUACCUGGACUGGAUCACUCAGGCCGAGGACAUCGACCCUGAGAAUGACGAGGAGGGGGACGAGGAGGGGGUCAAACGCAACCGCGUGACACUGGCUGACCUAACGGAGAAGAAGAAAGGGAAGUUUGGCUGGUUCAGCCAGUCCACAGAGACACAGGCAAGCAAGCCCGCCAGCGAGACAGAGUCUGUGAACACUGACAACCCCAACGGAGAGGACGAUAAGGCUAACUGCUGUGGACCACUCUGUCAAAAAAUGAUCAAAUCAAAGUACAGUCGGCGAUGGCGGCGCUGGAACCGGUUCUGCCGCAGGAAGUGUCGUGUUGCCGUGAAGUCAGUGUCUUUCUAUUGGCUGGUGAUCAUCCUGGUGUUUCUCAACACGCUCACCAUCUCCUCAGAGCACUACAACCAGCCUAACUGGCUCACGGAAGUCCAGGAUGUGGCCAACAAGGUUCUGCUGGCUCUGUUUACGUGUGAGAUGCUGGUGAAGAUGUAUAGUCUGGGCCUGCAGGCCUACUUCGUGUCUCUGUUCAACCGCUUCGACUGCUUCGUGGUGUGUGGCGGCAUCGUGGAGACCAUCCUGGUGGAGCUGGCCAUCAUGUCUCCCCUGGGCAUCUCUGUGUUCCGUUGUGUCCGUCUGCUACGCAUCUUCAAGGUCACACGCCACUGGGCAUCUCUCAGUAACCUGGUGGCAUCGCUGCUCAACUCCAUGAAGUCCAUCGCCUCCCUCCUGCUCCUGCUCUUCCUCUUCAUCAUCAUCUUCUCUCUGUUGGGCAUGCAGCUCUUCGGAGGCAAGUUCAACUUCGACGAGACGAUAACUAAGAGGAGCACCUUCGACAACUUCCCCCAGGCACUACUCACAGUGUUUCAGAUCCUGACAGGCGAGGAUUGGAAUGCUGUGAUGUAUGACGGCAUCAUGGCGUACGGUGGACCCUUCUCCUCAGGCAUGGUCGUCUGCAUCUACUUCAUAAUCCUCUUUGUCUGUGGAAACUACAUCCUGCUGAAYGUCUUCUUGGCCAUCGCCGUUGACAACCUGGCAGAUGCAGAGAGCCUGAACACAGCCCAGAAGGAGGAAGAGGAGGAGAAGGAGAGGAAGAAAAGUGCCAGGUAACUUGGUGAUGAUGACAAUGAUAAUGAUAAUCUGCCAGAGGUUCCAGUUGGGCCACGCCCCCAAAGGCUGUCAGACCUCAGCAUCAAGGAGAAGACUCCGCCCAUCCCUGAGGGCAGUGCAUUCUUCAUCUUCAGCAACACUAACCCGGUUCGGGUGGCCUGCCACAAGCUGAUCAACCACCACAUCUUCACCAACCUCAUCCUGGUCUUCAUCAUGCUGAGCUCUGUGUCUCUGGCUGCUGAGGACCCUAUACGSAACUUCUCUGCACGCAACAUCAUACUUGGUUAUUUUGACUAUGCUUUCACGGCAAUCUUUACUGUUGAGAUCCUAUUGAAGAUGACAGCUUUUGGGGCUUUCCUCCAUAAAGGAGCCUUCUGCAGGAACUACUUCAACCUGCUGGACCUACUGGUGGUUGGAGUCUCUCUGGUGUCCUUUGGCAUUCAGUCAUCUGCCAUCUCUGUGGUGAAGAUCUUGCGUGUGUUGAGGGUGUUGCGACCCCUGAGGGCCAUCAACAGAGCCAAGGGCCUCAAGCAUGUGGUCCAGUGUGUAUUUGUGGCCAUCAGGACCAUUGGCAACAUCAUGAUCGUCACCACGCUGUUACAGUUCAUGUUCGCCUGCAUAGGAGUGCAGCUAUUCAAGGGCAAGUUCUAUCGCUGCACAGACGAGGCCAAGUCCAGCCCAGAGGAAUGCAAAGGCACAUACAUCCUGUAUAAGGAUGGAGACACAGCAUUGCCUGCAGUUAGGGAGAGGAUCUGGUACAACAGUGACUUCAACUUUGACAACGUCCUCAUGGCCAUGAUGGCUCUGUUCACCGUCUCUACAUUUGAAGGCUGGCCUGCUCUGCUCUACAAGGCCAUCGACUCCAACAGAGAGAAUAUGGGUCCCAUCUACAACUACCGCGUGGAGAUCUCCAUCUUCUUCAUCAUCUACAUCAUCAUCAUCGCCUUCUUCAUGAUGAACAUCUUUGUUGGUUUUGUCAUCGUCACCUUCCAGGAGCAGGGAGAGAAAGAGUACAAGAACUGUGAGCUGGACAAGAACCAGCGUCAGUGUGUGGAGUAUGCUCUGAAGGCUCGUCCACUGAGAAGGUACAUCCCUAAGAACCUCUACCAGUAUAAGUUCUGGUAUGUGGUCAACUCCACAGGCUUUGAGUACGUCAUGUUCGUCCUCAUCAUCCUCAACACACUGUGUCUGGCCAUCCAGCACUAUGGCCAGUCUCACCUGUUCAACUAUGCCAUGGACAUCCUCAACAUGGUCUUCACUGGCGUCUUCACUGUGGAGAUGAUCUUUAAACUCAUCGCCUUCAAACCCAGGUGACACUAUUUCGCCGAUGCAUGGAACACAUUUGAUGCCUUAAUUGUUGUUGGUAGCGUCGUUGACAUUGCAAUCACAGAGAUCAAUAACACUGAGGACAGCGCUCGCAUCUCCAUCACAUUCUUCCGUCUGUUUCGAGUCAUGCGAUUGGUCAAGCUGCUCAGCAGAGGGGAGGGCAUCCGAACGCUCCUGUGGACCUUCAUUAAGUCCUUCCAGGCUCUUCCCUAUGUUGCCCUUCUGAUAGCCAUGUUAUUCUUCAUCUAUGCUGUUAUUGGAAUGCAGGUGUUUGGAAAGAUUGCCUUGGUAGACCACACACAGAUUAACCGAAACAACAACUUCCAGACCUUUCCUCAAGCUGUCCUGAUGCUCUUCAGGUGUGCUACAGGUGAGGCGUGGCAGGAGAUCAUGCUGGCAUGUCUGCCAGGGAAGCUGUGUGACUCAGAGUCAGACUACAACCCUGGAGAGGAGAAAACAUGUGGCAGCGGAUUCGCCAUUAUCUACUUCAUCAGCUUCUACAUGCUCUGCGCCUUCCUGAUCAUCAACUUGUUUGUUGCUGUCAUCAUGGAUAACUUUGACUAUCUGACGCGUGAUUGGUCCAUUCUGGGCCCUCACCACCUGGAUGAGUUUAAAAGGAUCUGGUCUGAGUACGACCCUGAGGCCAAGGGCAGGAUAAAGCAUCUGGAUGUGGUGACCUUGCUGAGACGCAUCCAGCCUCCUCUAGGCUUUGGCAAGCUUUGUCCACACAGAGUGGCCUGCAAGAGACUGGUUGCCAUGAACAUGCCCCUGAACAGUGAUGGCACGGUCAUGUUCAAUGCCACUCUGUUUGCCUUGGUGAGGACCGCUCUGAAGAUCAAAACUGAAGGCAACUUGGAACAGGCCAAUGAGGAGUUGCGAGCGGUCAUCAAGAAGAUCUGGAAGAGGACCAGCAUGAAGCUGCUGGACCAAGUGGUGCCCCCUGCAGGCGAUGACGAGGUAACCGUGGGGAAGUUCUAUGCCACCUUCCUGAUACAGGACUACUUCAGGAAAUUCAAGAAACGCAAAGAGCAAGGCCUGGUGGGAAGACACUCAUUCUCCAGCCUGAACUCCACCAUCGCCCUCCAGGCUGGCCUCCGCACACUGCAUGAUAUUGGGCCCGAAAUUCGCCGAGUCAUAUCGUGUGACCUGCAAGACGAAGGCCUUGUAGACAUGAAUGCAGAAGAAGAUGACGAGGUGUCUAGGAGGAACGGCGUGCUGUUCGCCAACCACACCAAUCACGUUAACGCGGACCACCGGGGUUCUGUCACCCAGCGGCCCCUCCAGGUCCCACCUCCUUCCUGCCACGCAUUCGUGGAGCCCUCUCAGGUUGGCUCUGAGGAAGGGGCUGGUGACCCCCACCCCUACAACCACUACUACCCCAAAUCCCCCAUGGCCUCCAACGCCAACCUCAACAACGCCAACAUCUCCACUGUGCCCUCCCUGACCAAAGGGGGGCAGAGGUGCUGCCUCCGCCGUGAGCACUCGUCUGCUAAUGGGGCACCCUCCUCCAGCUCGCACCACAAGAGUGUUGACUUCGACACCCUCACCACGGUCCAGUCUGCAAGGUCAGAAUCAGGGGGUGUUCUGUACCCAACCAUCCGUAGAGAGAAGCCAGGGGGAGCAGACAGUGAUGAUGACAAGGGCUCAGGAGAAUACUUCAGUGGCGAGGAGUAUCAGGAGGACGACCUCAUGUUGCACAAAGACAGGAUGCCCCAUAAGGAGUUUCAAGACCUUCAAACUGACUUGGACACAAAUGCAUCGAGGGGUUACCAUCAACCUGAUAGUCUCUAUGACGACGACCAGCAACCCAUUUACCAAGAUGGUGGGCGGUCGCCAAAGCGACGGUUGUUCCCCUCUACACCCCAGGCACCCCACAGACCCUCCUUCAACUUUGAGUGUUUGCGGAGACAUAGCAGUCAGGAUGAUGACAUCCCCUUGACCCCUUCCGUUCCCCAUCGAACAGCUCUACCCCUGCAUCUGAUGCAGCAACAGGUGAUGGCAGUGGCUGGCCUGGACUCCAGCAGAGUCCAGCGUCUCUCUCCAUCACGCUCUCUACGUUCCUGGGCCACGCCCCCCACCUCCCCCAUUAGCAGGGACCACUCCCCCUACUACACCCCCCUCAUCCAGGUGGACUGGCGUGGUCCCGGCAGUGUGAGCAGCACCCCUGGCUCUGUGAGAAGAAGCUCCUGGUACACUGACGCCCUGGAAGCCCCUUUGAGCCUCACCUACUCCCCCUCACAGCUCCAGAUCCCCCCAGAGUACCGCAGGCAGUACCACCAGAAGAUAGGCAGUGCAACGCUAGUAGAGGCCGUGUUGAUUUCAGAAGGACUGGGGAAAUACGCCAAGGACCCCAAAUUUGUGGCAGCGACGAAGCAUGAGAUCGCGGACGCCUGCGAGAUGACCAUUGAUGAGAUGGAGAGUGCCGCCAGCAACCUGCUGAAUGGCAGUAUGGGUUAAUGGAGCGGGGGCACCGGGGCCACGACAAUAGGACCGUAAUCUCAUGACUACAGUGAUGAGGAGCCGGACACGAGUGUGAAAUGUGAAGAAGAUCUGACUGAUGAGAUUAUAUGCACAGCACCCUAUAGCAGUCAGUCACAUAGGCUGACAUGGCACUCUAUAGUAGUCAGUCACAUAGGCUGACAUGGCACUCUAUGUAUUCAGUCAC
Salvelinus sp. IW2-2015 is the source of this 6253-nucleotide messenger RNA. Lineage: Eukaryota; Metazoa; Chordata; Actinopteri; Salmoniformes; Salmonidae. The record is from RefSeq and is a predicted model, not a curated record.